Messenger RNA from Acanthocheilonema viteae, 396 nucleotides. The record is from the annotation of a GenBank genome assembly. Lineage: Eukaryota; Metazoa; Nematoda; Chromadorea; Rhabditida; Onchocercidae.
AUGAGACUACAUGUUAAGGACAAUAGCCUUAACCAUGAAAGAACUGAAAUAGCAAACGUUGAGGAACAAAGCACUGUAGAACAGGAGACAUCUAUAAACGCACUUACAAUUACCAAGUCAGUUGGUAUGAUCCAUAACGAAGAAAUGAUCAACAAACAUUUAAAGGAUAAUUUGAGCGACUUCAUCUUCAAUGAUAAUUAUUUCGAAGAUAGUUGGGGUCUUCAUUCAGACUUAUUAUUUGCAACGUACACGCAUCAAAUCAGUAAUACAUUUAUAUCCCCUGUAGAUAUGGAAAAGACAUAUUCAUCAGAGGAAUCCAAUAUGCUGGAUCAAACUGAUUACAAUAUGAAUGGUAUGUUUGUUUAUCGUCUCUAUUUGGUUGAUUUAAAUUUCUAA